Messenger RNA from Naegleria fowleri, 1086 nucleotides. RefSeq lists its product as uncharacterized. Gene Ontology annotation, molecular function: protein binding. The record is from RefSeq and is a predicted model, not a curated record. The transcript has a single exon. Lineage: Eukaryota; Heterolobosea; Eutetramitea; Acrasida; Naegleriidae. Bases 1 to 1086 code for a protein of 361 amino acids.
AUGAAUGUUCCAGUUUACGUGCGAUUGAUCGAUCUGAAUGAUCAUCCCAGAAGUAGUAGUAGUGGUGGCAAUCUCAGCGGAUCAUCAUUUCAAAACAAUAAUAAUUAUUCAAAAUUGCAAGAGCGAAUGAGAAAGAAGAAGCUUGAUCAAAAAGCCUUUUCUUUGAAUUUUGAACUCACGGGUACUUUGGGAAUGUACAAGAAUCCGAUGCACAAUAAUGAAGGUUUUGACUUUCCAUGGGAUGUUAGAGUCAGCAUUGCUUGUAAUUGUAUCAUCAUUAGUGAUUAUGGUAAUAACCGAUUACAAGUAUUUGAUGCAAAGACAAAAGAAUUCAAAACAACUCUGAAAUUCUCUACCGAGAUUGAUUGCCCUGCCAGUUUGUGCAUAGAACAAGAUUAUGAUGGACGAGAUCGUGAGGCUCUACUUUUUGAAUAUGCUUUAACAGACGGAAAUCGAUACAUUUGUAAAUAUGACUUUGAAAACCUUCUGAAUAAUUCAAUGAAACAAGAGGUCACUCAAGAGUUAUGGAAAUCAAGCAUAUGUCACUGUCCUGCUGGAAUAGCUGUUUGGAAAAAGACCCAACAAUUACAGGAUAGAAUUGUUCUCGUAUGUGAUUAUGACGAUAGUGCUAUCUAUUUAUUCAAAUCUUGUUCUGGAGAAUUUAUUCAAACAGUUGAGUUGGAUUCUCCUCUAUUCAAAGUAGUUCAUCCAUUAGGAAUUGAUAUUAGUGCAGAAGGAUUGGUGUUUAUUAGUCAAGGCUCUCCAAACAGCACAAUUUUGAUAUUAAGGUAUGAUUACAAAACUGAGAAAUGGUUAGUUUCGCAAGAAAUCUCCGAAGCCAAUGAACAUUUUAAAAUUCCAAGAGGCCUCGUUUUUGACAACAUGUCCAAAAAUUUGUUGGUUUGUGCAAGUGAAAGUAAUACCAUUCAUGUGUUAACAGAGGAUGGUAAAUUCUGUAAAAUGUUUGGACAUGACAAGAAAGGUCAAGAUGGCCUAGAGAAUCCUGAUGGAAUAUGGUUGAAUAGCCAGACUGGAGAGCUAUAUGUAUGUGAUUAUUCCAACCACAGAGUCCAAAUUUUCAAAUAA